AUGGCCGCCACGGACGUAGACGUGUUCUCGCACGAAGAGAAGCGGAACCUCACUUUGGGCGGCCAUGUUGGUUUCGACAGUCUUCCUGAUCAGCUGGUCAGUAAGUCUGUGACACAAGGCUUCUGCUUCAACAUCCUUUGCGUAGGGGAGACUGGCAUUGGUAAAUCAACGCUCAUGAACACGCUCUUCAACACGACGUUCGAGAACGAAGAGGCCAGCCACUACCAGGACGGCGUGUACCUGCGACCCAGAACGUAUGACCUGCAGGAGAGCAAUGUGCACCUGAAGCUCACCAUCGUGGACACGGUCGGCUUUGGAGACCAGAUCAACAAGGAGGAGAGCUACAAGCCCAUCGUGGAUUACAUCGACACGCAGUUCGAGAACUACCUCCAAGAGGAGCUGAAGAUCAAGCGAUCGCUCUAUAACUACCACGACACCAGAAUCCACAUCUGCUUGUACUUCAUCGCUCCCACGGGCCACUCGCUGAAAUCCCUUGAUCUGGUUACCAUGAAGAAACUGGACAGCAAGGUGAACGUCAUCCCAAUCAUCGCGAAGGCCGACACCAUCUCAAAGAGCGAGCUGCACAAGUUCAAGAUCAAGAUCAUGAGCGAGCUGGUCAGCAACGGUGUCCAGAUCUACCAGUUUCCGACCGACGACGACACUGUCGCCGAGAUUAAUUCAUCCAUGAAUGCUCUUCUGCCGUUCGCAGUGGUGGGCAGCAUCGAGGAGGUGAAGGUUGGCAACAAAAUGGUGAGAGCCAGGCAGUACCCAUGGGGGGUGGUGCAGGUGGAGAACGAGAGCCACUGUGACUUCGUGAAGCUGCGUGAGAUGCUGCUGCGCGUGAACAUGGAGGACCUGCGGGAGCAGACGCACGCCCGCCACUACGAGCUGUACCGCCGCUGCAAGCUGGAGGAGAUGGGCUUCAAGGACACGGACCCCGACAGCCAGCCUUUCAGCUUACAGGAGACGUACGAGGCCAAGAGGAAGGAGUUCCUAGGGGACCUUCAGCGCAAGGAGGAAGAGAUGAGGCAGAUGUUCGUCAAUAAGGUGAAGGAAACAGAGGCAGAGCUGAAGGAGAAGGAGAGGGAGUUGCAUGAAAAGUUCGAGCAGCUGAAGAGGAUGCAUCAGGAAGAGAAGAGGAAGGUGGAGGAAAAGAGGCGGGACCUCGAGGAGGAAAUGAACGCCUUCAACAGGAAGAAGGUGGCCACUGAGACUCUGCAGGCCCAGUCUUUACAAGGAUUACAGCAGUCGCUCAGGAAGGACAAAGACAGGAAGAACAGGUCUGUAAAGACCGAGAACCAAUCGGGUGCCGCUCUCUCCAGCUCCAAGGUGAUGAUCGCUAGGGCCAGCGUGGAGCCCUUGAACUGCGACAGUUGGUGGCAGGCCAUGCAGUGUUGCACCUGUCUGAUCCAGAGCGCCGUGUGGAAGAAGGGCUCUCUCUGAUGGCGGCGCUGAGGUAGGCGCGGCUGUCCGGAUGUCACCAGGGCGUGGAACUGCGGCCGUCGCCAAGGGAGACCAGAACACAGGGAUCUGUCAGCUGACCGCCCCACCUCGAUGACCCAGCAUUCCCUCCUACUAGCGGUGGACUCUCCAUUCCCCCGCCCCCCCUUUCCUGGCAGGGGUGUCUACCCUUCCUCGCUACCAUGCGUGCGCCGUGCUUGUCCGUCCCGACGAACUAAAGGACCGUCCAACCUGUCACGUUGAUCGCCGGUUCUGUCCGUGUUUCUGUAUCUGCCAGUACCCGUUUCUGCCCCCAACCCGAGUGUCUUUUCUGUCAGAAUUGUUUACUCCGGAUUGAGAACUGUUUGUUUGUGCAAUUUUUAGCAAAUAAGCCAUAGCUACAGGAUUCGAGGAUACGACCCCUACGAUUAUACAGUGAAUUGUACAUGUUGAUGGAGUAGCAGAGUAUUUACUGAGAAUUUAUUUUUAGCAAGAUUUAAUACACAAUAUUUAGGUCAGUAUUGAACUGGGAAAGACAAAUUACAAACUUUGCAAGUAAAAUUUUAAAAGCAGCCAAGAUCAUCCAGGCUAACUUUAAUAUCUAAAACAGUUUCCCCUAGAUCAGUAGUAUUAGAUUAUAUUUUAUACAUAUUUUGUGCCCCAGAACAGACAUUUUUUUUUAAAGAACAACUAUGGUAGUCCUUUUCAAAAACUGGAUUCAGUUCAAUUUUUCAUACAAAUAUAUCACAUCUACGGCCCUCUCUGGAGCAUGUUGAAUGGUUGUAGGGAAGGUAACAGUGGAAGGCAGAAAUAUCGCUCACAAAUUGUUUGAAUACGUCAACAGGUGGAAUUGAUAAAAGGUGAACUUCAGUUUUUACUUACUAUUAAAAAGUUCAAACGAUACCAUUUAGAAUUUUUAAAUUCCUAAAGCUUUAUUUUCUUAUUUAGAUGUUGCAGGCAUCGAAUACAGAGAUUAUUAUUUUUUCCUUUCUAAAUAACUUUUUGUCCUCGUGCGGUUAGUCUUUGUAAUUACAGGUCUCAAUUGAAGGUGCCUUGGCCAAUUCGAGUAUUUCACAACUGCACAGAGUAAGAGCACAGAGCAGUAACUUGCGACGGACCAUUUACAAUUCGCGGUGCCAUAUUUUAAUGCAGUGCAUCCAACCAAGAACGUGUUUGUAGCUGUGCUCCCGAAGAAACACAAAGUGUUAUACAUUCCAGUGUACGUUUUUUGCUCUUUCGGUUCAAAGGGGGAAAACGGAGAUGAUCCCUUACGAUAUGAA
Messenger RNA from Paramormyrops kingsleyae, 2720 nucleotides. It is a transcript of the gene septin8a, whose product is annotated as septin 8a. Gene Ontology annotation, molecular function: GTP binding. NCBI's taxonomy places the organism in Eukaryota, Metazoa, Chordata, Actinopteri, Osteoglossiformes, Mormyridae. The record is from RefSeq and is a predicted model, not a curated record.